UUAAAUAUUGCAAAUUUUAACUUAAAAAUGCUCCAAAUUAAAACCUUUAAAAAUGCACUUUGCAUUUUUGUUGUAAUCGUAAUUACACUCGUAAUUGCAUUGGAAGAAGAUGAAGUGCAGAAGGUUUUCAAAGAGCAUGAAGUGGUUCCUGACGUUAUACCAAAUUCCCCAAACAAGUUUCUUAACGUAACUUACGAAGAUGGUGUAGUAGUUAACAAAGGCGCCGAAUUGUCAAUUGAUCAACUAACAAAGGAACCGAAAGUGGACUGGGAAGCUGAUGAAAAAGCCUACUACACUCUAUUAAUGACGGAUCCUGAUAUAUUAAAUCGUCUAAGGGGCAAAUCUCGUGAAUUUCCACAUUGGGUCGUAGGCAACAUACCCGGCAAUGCCGUUGAUGAAGGUGAUGUCCUUAGAGCUUACGUAGGUACUGGUCAGCCAAGAGGUACUGGCUUACAUCGUUAUGUGUUCUUGGUUUAUAAACAGCCUAGUAAGUUGGAAUUUGAUGAUCGACGUAUAGGCAGGCGUAACCGUAAGAAUCGUAACCAUUUCAGUGUACAACAAUUUGCAGAAAAGUACAAUUUGGGCAUACCACUUGCCGGCAAUUUCAUGCAAGCAAAAUGUGGAAAUUGCAGAAGCUGCGUCACACGUUUGUUCGGCAAUUAUGCAUUUUUUAAAUUACAAUAUUUCGUUCUAUAUGUUACGUUUUUUGCAGUUAUAAAUUUAAAUUUAUAACUUAUUGAAUUUAAU
Molecule: messenger RNA, 747 nt
Organism: Teleopsis dalmanni
Lineage: Eukaryota; Metazoa; Arthropoda; Insecta; Diptera; Diopsidae
Product: protein D3-like
Exons: 2
Coding region: 28-732 (234 amino acids)
Source: RefSeq, a predicted model, not a curated record